AUGUUCGAAUUCUUUUCAUCACUCCUUAUUUCAUUCACUUCUGCAACAAUUUUCUCACUCCUCACACUGUUCACAUUCGGUUUUUAUUUGGUUUAUCAAAAUUAUCAAAAAGUACAACACAUUCCUGGUGUAUGGCAAUUAUUACCCUUUGGUCCCUUUCGAAUUCCAUUUCUUUCUCCUUACAUUUACAUUGGAAAUCAAUACGAUCUUUGCAAAGUCAUUGAAGCACAUGGAGACAAGGAAACAAAAACUCUUCGAAUUUCAACUUUAUUUGGUAAUGUCGUCAUUGUCUCGGAUCGAGAAAUGUUGAAACAAGUACAUUCCAAACAAUUACAUGUCUUGAAUAAGGAUCCUCGAUUGAAAGUGACUGAAAUUUUCGGUGAAAGUUUAGUAUCUGCUCCAGAUACAGCUCGUUGGAAAAAACAUCAUCGUGUGCUGUCAGCUGCCUUUACGAGUGGGAAUUUGGAAUUCAUGUGUCGAGUGGCUGUGAAAACAGUGGACCAAUUGACAAGGAACAAGUGGGAUGUGUGUAUGAGUAAGAGUGAGAAUGGAACCAUGAUGUUGGAACCUUAUCAAGAUUUUACCAAUGUCACUUUGGAUGUUUUAGCGAAAAGUGUGUUUGGCACUUCUUUCUGUGUCUUUCCAGAUUCUGAACAAUCAAAUCCAGAUCUCAUCGCCACAGGUCGACAAUUAAAACAAGCCAUUGAAAAAAUCUUUACCAUUGCCUUUCCCAUUCGAAUGUUUCUCGGAUGGUUUCCAUUACUCGAGAAGGUAGCUCUUCAUUUCUCAGGAGCACAACAAGGUAUUGAAUGUUGUUCAAAAGUUUUGGACGAAUGUAUUGAAGAGAGAAGAACACGAAUUGAAAGAGGAGAAGAAAUUUCACAACAGGACUUGUUGAGCUUAAUGGUCAAGGCGAACAUGGAAAAUAAUGAGUUGACCAUGGAUCAUGUCAAAUCGAAUGGGUUAUUAUUCUUUGUUGCAGGCACGGAAACAAGUUCCAACACCCUACAAUGGAUCAUUUACGAAUUGGCCAAACGUCCAGAAAUUCAAAAACGAGCUCAACAAGAAGUCGAUCAAAUUCUCAACAAUGGUCAAUUACAACCCUCAUUCCAACUCUACGAUUCAUUCAUCUAUUGCAAUGCCAUCAUUCAUGAAACCUUACGUUGUCACCCUCCCGUCGGUUCCAUCUCCAAAAUUUGUAUCCAUCCUCACACACUUCUCGGAAAAUUUGAAAUCCCAAAAGGAACAAUCAUUCACUCACUCAUUACUCAAGCGAAUAAGAAUGAACAAGUUUGGCCACAUUUACACAAUACAUUUCAUCCAGAUCGAUUUUUAAAUGUGGAUGAAUUAAAUAAGAGACAUUCCGAUUAUUCCAUGAUUCCAUUUUCAAUGGGUUUGAGAAAAUGCAUUGGUUACAAAUUUGCAUUGUUUGAAAUGUUGAUGGUCUUGACACGACUCAUUCAGAACUAUGAAUUUGAAUUGUUGAAUGAUGAGAAUGUGAACCCAGUGUUGGCCAUUCCGGAUAUUACCUUCAAACCAUAUGGAAUGAAAGUGAGAGUAUCGAAACGGCGCGUGUGA
This is a messenger RNA of Naegleria lovaniensis, 1578 nucleotides long. RefSeq lists its product as uncharacterized. Lineage: Eukaryota; Heterolobosea; Eutetramitea; Acrasida; Naegleriidae. The transcript has 3 exons. Gene Ontology annotation, molecular function: heme binding; iron ion binding; monooxygenase activity. The coding region runs from base 1 to 1578 and encodes 525 amino acids. The record is from RefSeq and is a predicted model, not a curated record.